AUGCUUUCAUUCGUGCUUCUUCUCAUUAGUUCCACUACCUUCUAUGGAUCAUGCCAACUAUUAUCUGGGAGAGGAGGAGAUGUGGGUCCACAAAUUCUAUCAGAGAUUAAAGAAACCAAUCUUGUGUUGAAGGAGGUCCGGAAUCUCCUGAAGCAACAGGUUAAAGAAAUAACAUUUUUGAAAAAUACCGUCAUGGAAUGUGAUGCUUGUGGCAUACACCCCAGUGCCACCGGCCAAGGAAUCACAGUUACAGCUUAUCAAAACCGCUGUAUCCCAAAUCCCUGUUUCAGUGGGGUCACUUGCACAGAGACAGCCACUGGUUUCCGCUGUGGCCCUUGUCCACCUGGCUAUACAGGAAAUGGAUCACAUUGCACUGAUAUCAAUGAAUGCACAGCAAAUCCCUGUUUUCCUCGGGUUCGGUGCAUCAACACCUCUCCUGGCUUCCAUUGUGACCCUUGCCCUAUUGGUUAUAUUGGAAAGAGGGUCGAAGGAAUUGGGCUGAAUUUUGCCAGAGCUAAUAAGCAGGUGUGUGAUGACAUAAAUGAAUGUGAAAACAGGAACAGCCCAUGUCCUGCUAACACUGUUUGUAUCAACACCAAGGGGUCAUAUAAAUGCAGCCCUUGCAAAGCAGGGGGGAAAGAUCACGAAGCAUGCAAAACAGAAAGAAGGUGUCCUAAUGGGGAGAUAAGCAAGUGCCAUGAGAAAGCAGACUGUAUCAUGGAACGGGAUGGGACCGUCGCAUGUGUGUGUAUGGUAGGAUGGGCAGGGAAUGGAUUCUUCUGUGCAAAGGACACAGACAUUGAUGGAUUUCCUGAUGAAAAGCUUAGAUGUUCCGACUUACAGUGUAAAAAGGACAACUGUGUCACAGUUCCGAAUUCGGGUCAGGAAGAUGCAGACAAAGAUGGCAUUGGGGAUGCAUGCGAUGACGAUGCUGAUGGAGAUGGUAUUACAAAUAUGCAGGACAACUGUGUAUAUAUCCCUAACGUGGACCAGAAAAAUACUGACCAGGACAACUUUGGAGAUGCCUGUGAUAACUGCCGCAAUGUCAAGAAUGAUGACCAGAGAGACACUGAUCGAGAUGGCAAAGGAGAUGUUUGUGAUGAUGACAUGGAUGGCGACAGAAUUAAAAAUACUGUGGACAACUGCAAGAAAGUCCCCAAUCCUGAUCAAAAGGAUAGCGACGGUGAUGGUGUAGGAGAUGUUUGUGACAGCUGUCCCAACAUUAGGAAUCCAGACCAGUCAGAUGCUGACAGUGAUUUAGUUGGGGAUCAGUGUGAUACCAACCAAGAUAGAGAUGGAGAUGGUCACCAAGACAGUAGAGAUAACUGCCCAUCAGACAUUAAUAGUUCCCAGCUGGACACUGACAAGGAUGGCAAAGGAGAUGAGUGUGACGAUGAUGACGACAAUGAUGGAAUUCCUGAUAUUUCUCCUCCUGGGCCUGAUAACUGCCGACUGGUUCCUAAUCCAGAUCAGGCAGAUUCAGAUGGCAAUGGCAUUGGAAAUGCUUGCGAAGGUGACUUUGAUAGAGACUUGGUGAUCGACACAGUUGAUGCUUGCCCAGAAAAUGCCGAAGUCACUCUCACAGACUUCAGAGCUUACCAAACAGUUGUUUUAGAUCCAGAGGGUGAUGCUCAAAUUGAUCCAAAUUGGAUUGUUUUGAAUGAGGGGAUGGAAAUUGUCCAAACGAUGAACAGUGACCCAGGACUUGCUGUUGGUUACAUUGCAUUCAACGGAGUGGACUUUGAGGGGACCUUCCACGUUAACACAGAAACAGAUGAUGAUUAUGCUGGGUUCAUAUUUGGUUACCAGGAUAGUUCUAGUUUCUACGUUGUCAUGUGGAAACAAAUGGAGCAAACAUAUUGGCAGGCAAACCCAUUCAGAGCUGUGGCUGAACCUGGAAUCCAACUUAAGGCAGUAAAAUCAACAAGUGGGCCAGGAGAGCAGCUUAGGAAUUCUCUGUGGCAUACAGGGGACUCAGUCAACCAAGUCAGACUGCUGUGGAAGGAUCCCAGGAAUGCAGGCUGGAAAGAUAAGACGUCUUACAGAUGGUUUUUACAACACAGACCUUCAGUGGGAUACAUCAGGGUGAAGUUUUUUGAGGGUUCAGAACUGGUGGCAGAUUCUGGAGUCAUCCUGGAUACCACAAUGAGAGGAGGACGUCUUGGAGUGUUCUGUUUCUCUCAAGAGAACAUUAUCUGGUCUAACCUAAGAUACCGCUGUAAUGAUACAAUUCCUAAUGAUUAUGAAACAUUUAGAGAACAGAAGAUCAAAGCCUAAAGCUUCAACAUGUUGUACACCACUUACUGUUUUGCUGAGUUGUCUUUUUUAUGUAAAUAUGGGCAAACUCGUAUAGCUUCUCUGUAGACUCUGCAUGUCAACACGUAUGAAAAAUGAAUGAAAAUA
Molecule: messenger RNA, 2403 nt
Organism: Spea bombifrons (plains spadefoot toad)
Lineage: Eukaryota; Metazoa; Chordata; Amphibia; Anura; Pelobatidae
Gene: COMP
Product: cartilage oligomeric matrix protein
Exons: 19
Coding region: 1-2277 (758 amino acids)
Biological process (GO): cell adhesion
Cellular component (GO): extracellular region
Molecular function (GO): calcium ion binding
Source: RefSeq, a predicted model, not a curated record